Molecule: messenger RNA, 925 nt
Organism: Exaiptasia diaphana
Lineage: Eukaryota; Metazoa; Cnidaria; Anthozoa; Actiniaria; Aiptasiidae
Exons: 1
Biological process (GO): DNA integration
Molecular function (GO): nucleic acid binding
Source: RefSeq, a predicted model, not a curated record
AUGGAGAACGAGAAGCUCCUAGACAAGUUGUAUUACGCCAUCAAACAGGGAGGAAGUCUAGCAAGUUUGGAUGCUUUGUACCAUGCUGCCAAAAGGGAAAACAAGAAAAUCAGUAAAAGAGAGGUCAAGGAAUGGRUAAGAACCCAGAGAGUCUACAGCCUGCACAGGCCAGUAACAAGACAUUUUAGGAGGAAUCGAGUCUAUGCCAAAUCCAUUGAUUCACUAUGGGAACUUGAUUUAAUCGACCUUCAAUCCCUUAAAAAGUAUAACAAAAACUACAGAUAUCUAGUCACUUGCAUUMAUGUCCUCUCCAAGCAUGCAUGGGUGCUUGCCUUAAAGGAUAAGACGGCCGACUCUCUGUUGAAAGCGUUCCAAAACAUUUUAAAACAAUCAGACCGUCAACCGAAAAAAAUUCACACAGAUCGCGGUAGUGAGUUUAUCAACAGAAAAUUCCAAUCUUUUUUAAAAGAGAAAGGUAUCGGAUUCUAUCACACGUUCAAUGACACCAAAGCCAGCAUAGUAGAGAGGUUUAACAGAACCUUAAAGKAGAGAAUGUACCGCUAUUWUACUCUGAAAGGAACAUGGAAAUACAUUGAUGUUUUACAAGACUUUGUGGACUCCUACAACAAUUCCUAUCAUCGAAGUAUUAAAAGAACGCCAGAUUCUGUAAAUUCUAAAAACGAAGACCAAGUGUGGUUAACACUUUAUGGAAAACAGCCUCCCAAGAGAGGAUAUGCUUUUGACAUUGACGAUCAAGUUCGCAUUUCCAAAGCCAAAAAACUGUUCGACAAGMGCUAUCUUCCCAACUGGAGCGAGGAAAUUUUUACCAUUUCAAAGAGAAUUCCAAGGAACCCUCCCGUUUACAAGUUAAAAGAAUUUGAUGGAGAAGAAUUAGAGGGGACGUUUUAUGAACAAGAGUUACAGC